AUCUACGGAAGCCGAGAAGCUGCUGUUAGGCACGUUUGCACUUCGCGCUGGCGAGGUAGCGUGGAGUCAGUGGGUUUGCAGAGGGAAGGGAAACGGCGCAGGAACGCGCUCACUGCUAUCUGACUCGCGUCUCCAUCCCCGGGCGCAUCGGCGUCAAACUGCAGCGCACGAUUUCACACGUUUUCACAUUUCUGCGUUUUCAUUCAAGUGUAGCAGCGACAACAGGCGCUUUUUUCAUAUGGUAUCAUUUUUUUUUUUUUUUUUUCAAUUUAGAGUUUUUUUUUCCCCUUUCACCAGAUGUUGACAGAGAACAGCUUGGUUCAGCGUCGCAAGACGGCAGACAGCCGAGUGGGAGAUGCCCGAAAGCGGUCAGGCUGUGGAGCGCGGUGUGCGCGCGGGCACCUGUGAGGCUGAAGCGGCUGCGUGUCCCGGUGUUUUGGCGUUGAUCGGUGUGAUUGGUGUCGGUGCGCGCGUGAGGAGCUCAGCGGCGCCGCUGCAGCAGCGCGGAGCGUGAAGUGCGUUCGCCUCCCGACAGCUCUGGUCACCAUGGCGACCUUUAUUAAAGAAAAUUUAGAAGGCCACACCAGCUGGAGACUUCUGAUUGGCAGAGAGGAGAGAUCCAGCAUGACCUUGGUGGUAGCUGUCAAAACAGUCAUGUCUCUGCCAUCUUACAUACCGUGCCAUAGUCCUACAUGCUUCAGAAUGACUCAAGACGCUACAGAUGUAACAAACUGGCAGGGUAGCAUUGCCAUGGAAACAUGCGAUUUGUGAGUGAGAGGAGAAUCAGUUGAGAGAAUCUAGAAAAAGGGAUAACACAAAAUAUGACCAUAGCAACGCAAAUGAUAAACAUUGCUGGAUAAUUUUCAAGGACUUUACUCCUGAAAUCUGAAGCCCUUGUUUACUGACAGUCUUGCACUCAUACUUGCCGAGCAAGGAACUGCAAGUUGAGAGAGAGGGACUUGUCCUUGGGUCAGCCACUGCAAAUUAACAAAACACAGGCAGAUAUUUACUGCCUAAAUUAUAUACGUGUACUGUGAAAUCUAUCAAAAUAAGAGGCAAUGAGUCGACUUUCAGGCCGUCUGCGAUCUGGAAGUGUGCGUUUGGUUUGUGAAGCCCUGGGUGGGGAGGACUGCAGUGAAGCUGAAGGCUCCUGGAUGGGAGAUAUGGGGCCUGGAGUCACUUCAGCAGGGGCAAGUGGCUCUGACCCAGCUGCUUCACUACACUAUAGAUUGUUUUCACCUCCUUCACUUGCUAAUGGUCUCCGUAAUCAUGAUGACCAGUUUCAGCGCAGAGCAAGGAGACGCAGACAGAUGGACCAUGUGGAACAAACGCACAUGCAUGAACAAAUUCACAUUCAGUCACACACACGCCCACAGAUGCACAUACACCAACAACCACUUUCACAACAACAGAGCACUCGCACAGAACACUCUAACACACGUCUACAAUCUCAAAUGCACAUUCAAAUGGAUACCCAUGUGCACACUGAGAGAGAUGUAAUGAUGCACAAGCAUACACAUACAGAGAUGGUCAGAUCUUCAACUGUGGAAGAGGACACCUCUCUUGUCCCAGAGGAUCUGUCUAUUACUCCAAAGACUGAAACAUACACUUCCUUUGUCCAUUCAGCCCAUUCACUGCAUACCAACCAACUCUCAAAAAACUACUCAGCCCUUCAACCCAACCCUGCUUCUACAAGUAAGGUUGAUGCAGAGAAACCCUCUAAUACCAGUAAACUGGAGAGAAAUCCCUUAACUAACCCUGAAUUAGGUCAUAGUUCUAGUGCAAGCCACAAUCCUGUCAACACCCCUAUGGAGGCUGAGAGGAAGUAUACCCUGCGGAGUUCUGGUCGGCCACGUUUCCCCUGCCACCUUCGCAAGUCAUCUCGUUUACGCAGAGCUGCAGAGGAUAAUGUAAUGAAAAGAGAAGUAGAACAAAAAGAGGCAGAGGAGGAUAGGAACAUCUGGAGAGGAGAAGAGAUUAGACCAAGGGAAGAGUGUCCUCUAGAAGUGGCUGUGGCUGCUUCAUCCCUUGAGGUUUCACCAGCUCCUACUAAUUCAAUUCGUAUGAUGCCAAAUCAUAGUGUAGGAAUACCAUUUGGGAAGGCAGCAAGUGAAGGCAGCACUGUGAUUCAGCAUUCACAGAGAGCUAAACAUCGAGGUCGUUUUUUAGGUGUGAGAAAGAUAGUGGUAAAAAUCGCAAGAAUUCCUGUGCAUCUUAGUCGACGACAGAAAAGCUAUAAGAUCUCCUCUCUAGAGCCUGUGGCAGUGGGGUCACAUGGGGAAGGGUGUACUGCAGGAGAAGCACCAGAAGGGGGAUCUGGUGGAGAGACGAGUGCACAUAUUUCAAGGGAACCCACUGCUCUACUCCGCAUGAAAAACAAUGGGAAGAGUGUAAUGGUGAUGUUUCCUCCAGGAGAACUACCAGUCAUCUUGAAACGGCGAAGAGGGCGGCCCCCUAAACAGGCUUUACCAGGACAGCCUGAUAUGCGUGAGACUAGAGCUGGGGCUGCAAGUGCUGCAGAGCCCAAGAAACCCAGGAGGCGUCGGCGAGUAAAGCUACCUUCCCCUCUGCCCUCGUAUGUUAAUGAUACCAAUGAUGUUAAAGUAGAAUACGCAGAUGUUCUCUCUAAACUGGCCUUCUUAAACCGGCAACCUCCCAGUACUGGCCGUUGCUCCCCACCACGCUGUUGGACUCCAACCGAACCUGAGACCUUCCACGCAUCUCCAGAAAACCCAAAUCUGUCCACGCUACUGCAUCGCCUCACAGGCUUCCGUAGGCGAGGUGGUCGUGCAGGCUGUAUGGGAGGGAGGGGAGGGGGUAUGACUGGGUGCUCGGAGGCUUUUAAGAGGUCCUUCAGUGAUUUUUUUGAGACAAUUGGCAAAAAGCGCAAAGUUCCUCUGUCUGAACCAGGAACUCCACGAAAAAGGGGGAAAGGGCUUAGUGGUGGAAUGAAGAGGGCAGCCUUGAGCGAGCAAGGUAGUCUGGUGACUGGGGAAAAGAUUAGAAAACGGCGUUCAAGAAAGAAUGGGACAUUAAAAGGUGAUCAGAGAGUUCUGGAUCAAGACUGGCAAAAUGGAAAUAGUGGGUGGGGAGAGAAGGGUGAUCCAGAUCCAAGUAGUUACCAGGGCUCAUGUUCACCUCGUGGAAGCUUUCCGUCCUCUGAGACUGGCAAAGGGGGAGUGUACCAUAGCCCUGGAAUGAGAGGAGCUGGCAGUGCAGAGGAAUGCCAGGGAAUGUUUGCAGGAUACUUUCGUUCUUUACUUGAUUCAGAUGACUCCUCAGAUUUGCUGGACAUCUCCAUGUCCAGCCCUACAGGACACCAAGAUGCUCGUAAAAUCACUCCAGGAUAUGAGGGCAGCAGUCCAGGUGCAGCCCAUUGCUGGUCUCCAGCUUUCCCUAAAAGAAGCCCUAAAGUAGCAGCUUGUACUGGAGAGGGGGGCUCCCUUUCCUCAGCCCAAUCUCAUAGCAGUUCUGCAACUAGGACCCCAUAUUUAUACAGUGUAUCCCAAACUUCCCCAACCACUUCUUUCUCAAAAUCGCCUGCUCUUUCUCUCUCUCGGUCACCCAGUUCUCCUCAUCCUUCUUCUGGUUGUUUUUCCCAAUACCCCUCCACUUAUAGUGGAAAUGUGCCUCAAGGAGCAGGCGUUUGCCCCGUGACUCAGCAGCAGCACAGAUCAAGUGACUGCAGCUUUGCCUAUGGCACUAAAACCUCCCCUGCCUCUUCAACACAACGCCAUAUUAAUUAUUCAAGUUAUCAAGCAUCUGCCAAGCGACAUUAUAGUGCAUUUCCUGGGCCUACCCAUGUCCCCAUGCAGCAGAAUGAGUCUAUUGGUCCAUCAUCCCCAAGUGGAAGUUACAUGUCAAUAUCAAAAACUAGCUCCUUCUCUUCAUCCUCAUCUCCUCCCGAAGGUUCCAGACAAUACCAGUGCUCUGCUCCUUGGGGUUACAGGCAAGGGGGAUCUACCUGGGGUGGUGAUGGAUUUGGUACUCAUCAGUUUCAUGGUUACGCUGACUAUGGAGUCAGCGGAACGAGCUCUGAGUCCAAAGACAUCCUAGACAUUUCAAAUUACACACCCCAAAAGGCAAAGCAGCGUCCCUGCCCUGACACAUUUUCUGAGUCCUCCUCUGAUUCCUCCCACACAGGAAUAGGAAGCAUGGGGGGGACCUUCUGCCCUAGGGAUGCACCAGUGUCUGAGGGGCAGUCAAGCCUGUCAAGCCUGGAGAAGCUGAUGUUAGAUUGGAAUGAAAAUUCUGCAGGCCCCUCUUAUAACUGGAGUCAGAAUGUUUUGUUUCAAGGUGGGACAAAACCAGGCAGAGGCCGAAAAAAACGGUCUGAUGCACAGAGUGAGAAGGAAACAGGCCAUAUUCCCCCAGGAUCACCUGCAAGUCCUCCUGUGCAGGGAGUUGGACCAAAGCGUAGUGCUUCUGCGGGCCGACAGCCUAGGGGGAGUAGGGGUAGGGGAGGCUUUUCUCCUUGCCAAAGAGAGCGAUCUUUACCACCAAAGCCCAAACUUCAAAAGCCUGCAGCCCCCCCAGCAGCAGGGCAGAUGACUUCAUCAGGGGGACUAUACCAGGAAACAUUAGAUUAUUACAGUGGAGAUAGCAGUAGCCUUUCACCACUAAGUCAUGCCCCUGAGCUCUGUGAAUACCCCUCUCCUUACUCUGCCCAUACCUCUACUCCAUCUUCUGAUGAAAGAUUUGCCCAUAUUUACCCCUCGGACUCUGCCUCUCUUUCUCCCAGCCUGUCAACUCAGUCAGAUGUCCUAAAGCAGCACCCUAAACCUACACCCCCCCCACAGACAUAUGGACAUACUACCAGGACAUUCAGCCCUACACUCUCCCCUAGUCCUCGCCUUCCGCCACAGUGUAGCUCAGCCAUGAGUCCACACCGUGUGCCAAAGGACCAAUUUCCACAGUAUGACUCACCCAGUUACAGUAGCUCUCCUUGCUGGUAUGGGCAGGGUGGGAGUGUUGCUCAUAGUCCCCAGAGCUAUGAAGAGCUGCGCUCCACUGCCAUCACUAUGCCUUCACACAAACGGGACAUGUCUCUAAUUAGCUCUGGGAUGAGAGCACCAUCCCAUUCUUCUUUUACUACACCUUUACUCAGAGGACAUACUAUGUCCUCUUCUUGUGUGGGUGGGAGUCAAGACUCUUCUCCCCAGCAUGAGGAGUUGGGUUAUCAUGCUAAUAUGGACAGCUAUGCACCUGUAGGGCACCGUUAUGUGUCCCAAAGUUCCCGAGGGGGGGUUCUCUGCCAACUGUUGGAUCAACCCAGUGAUGAAGGCUUCACUGUCACCAGCCUGUAGUUAGCAUUAUUGUACCAUCCCAAUAAAGAUGAUUUGGACUACACCAUUUUCAUGUUUCUAAUAUUUUAUAAGAAUGUCAUGUUACAGAAGAAACUUGUUAGAUAGGAUUAAGGAGAUUUGGAACUGUGGACUAAAAGAUGAUUUCUUCAGCAGUGACAAUCAAGACACACACACACACACACACACAUACACGCACACGCACACACACACACACACACACACACACACACACACACACAGAACAACUGAAACAGCACAUGCAUACACAGAUAGAUGCUCCUACAUGCACAAGACCAGUUGUGAAGCUUGGGUGGAGUAUUUUUUUCUGGAUGGACAGACAUAUUGCUAAUGUCAACUAGAAGAGCUCCUCCGCUGAACUGCAGAAAUCCUCAGAAUGCAAAUAUUACUCAUUUAAACAGAAACCCAGAUAUGCCUGCGACGGUUGUUCAUUCUGAUGUGAGAGAUCAUGCAAAAGGUUUUUGGACUUCACACUGAUCUCUCUGUUUUUUCUCUGCUCUGAUUCGCUUUCUGUGUCUAUCUGUCUCUUCUAGUCUCAACAUCAUCUCUGGUCAUGUCAAUAGAGAUUAAUUACUUACUCCCCAGAAUCUACCACCUUGGCAGGGUUUUUGAUGUUGACCCUGCUCCCUACACAGACUUUAUCUCCCUCAUCCCACCUUAUGUGCUGUCUGCUCCAAAAUACCAGCAUCUGUACAUAAGUCACACCAACCAACUUAACGCCAGAAAUAACAAUGCAAUGACAUAAAUAACUGAAGUAUAGCAAUUACAGAAGUGGAGAAAGUUUUGCAAAGGCUGUAAAUUUAUUACCAAAUUAUCAUGAGAAUGUUACAGAAUUUCUGUUAUGACAUGUAAGACGUGAUGUCAAUUUUUAAGUGACUUUAAAUGGUUCCACUUGAUUCUGUGCAAAUAGUUACUGCAAACAUUUUAAGCAAGGGUAUGGUUUGGUCCAAUAGAGUUUGACUGAAUCAAAUGCCUUCUUUCUCUGUUCUUGAUCACAGCCUGCAGCAUGGUCAUACCCUGCCCAACACCCAGUUCUUGUCUCUGUAUUUUUGUAAUUUUCUGUCAGGAGGACAGACACUCAUGCACUGACCCCAAAGAUGCUGCUCUGGCAAAGGUGCUGAGAGGCCAGUCUUUCUGAGCAUGGAGGUCUGGAACUCAGGGUGUUGACAAUGCCUAUUCUCCUACUCAUACUGCUCCCCCUCCUUUUUUCUCUCUCCACUGUUCCUAUUUCUUGUGGUCUGCUGUGUCGUACAGUGAUUUUUUUGUGAUGAAAUACUGUAUCUGUCUGUUCCAUAUACUGUAUCUAAGGUGGGAAUAUUUAAAUACACAUUCUGUUCUUAUCAUUGCUUAACUCUGUCCUGCCUCUACUCUGUGGAGUGGCGUGAGAAUGUUACACAUAAGACAAGGCAGGCAAAACAGAGAUAAAAAAACUCCAAAAUAUAUGAUUACAGUUAUAUCUGUUAACCUAUAAAUUUAAUAAUCAUUAAGGCAAUAGGGUUGUAAUAGGGCUGUAAUAGGGUUGGUAGUAGGAGAGACAAUGGGUAUGGUGACCCGUAAGUACAAAACACAUUAACAAAGCAAAAACACAACAUCAUAUCAGAAAGUGCAACAACAAAACCAAAACACAACAGCAAAUAAAAAAAAUGCAACAGCAAAACCAAAACACAACAACAAAUCAGAAAAUGCAACAGCAAUACCAAAAACACAACAGCAAAUUCAGAAACAUCGAAAUUAACUCAAAAUGUAAAAGGUAGGUCCUUACUGACCAGUACAUGUUUGUUGCUGAUUGGACACAGUGUAUGACUAUCACAAAGAAAAAGAAAUGCACUUUUUCAGUCUGUUAUCAAAUUAGCCUAGCAAUAAUUCAUCUAACUGGAUCUAACUUCUCCUAGCUGUCUGUUUUCUGCAGGCUCUCAUACUGAAGUACACUGAAGCCAAUCAGCAGCUAGCAUGUGAUAUUAAAUAAGGAAGUUCACUUUCUGUUUGGUAAUGUUUAUGUUUUUUUGAUUUUGCUGUUUUGGUUUACAUUUGUUGGUGUUUUUGCUUUUGCUGUUGUGUUUUGAUUUACUGCUGAUUUUCUGAUUUACUGUUGUGUUUUUGAAUUUGCUUUUGCGGUUGGUUAAUGUGUUUUGCUCACCGGCACAGUGGUACAGAGGGCAGCGUUGCUACUUCAUAGCUCCACGGUCCCUGGUUCGAUCCUGAGCUCAAGUUACUGUCUCUGCAGAGUUUUGCAUGUUCUCCCCGUGUUUGCAUGGGUUUCCCCCACGUUCACUGGUUUACUCCCACUGUCCAAAAACAUGCAGGUAGGUGGAUUGGCUGGUGUCUCAUCCAAGCUGAAAUCCGUGACCCUGAUCAUGUCAUGGUUACUGAAGGUGAAUGAAUGAAUAACUCGGGGCUACCGUACAAAUGUUUUAUACAGCCAUUUUGAUGUGACAACUUGCACAGCCCACAUAUUUCAAAGGAAACACAAGUACAAUCAAAACCCAGUAUUUUAAAAUAAAUAGCAUAAUUUGCCAACACUAACCUAGAACGUCUGAAUAAAUAUGAACUUUAUCAGCUUUACUUACAGGUGAAAUGUUUGUGGGUUACUGCCACGUUCUGUUCUUGACUGAGAUUAACCAACUUGACCAACAUAUUUAAAAGGUAGAGUUGAUUUGACCAGUGAGUGGCCCCAUGGGCCUUUCACAUAAUGAGGAAAGAACUGCCAAAUUUCUUUUAAAGUGGUCCAUUGAAAAGAACAUUUUAGAGGAUGUUUUUUCACACUUGAAAUAGCUUUAUGGCUUGUGAGCUUGUGAAAUUACUGUGUAAAAGUGAAGGAAAAAUUAUUACAGGUUAUAAAAUACACAAGUAUCUAAGGGUAAUUAUUCAACUGGGGCCCCUUUGGCCCUGAUUUUGCUGUAAGGAAAGAUUUAAAUCUUAAUGUUUUCUAAACUUUGUGUAGGAAGAAUCCCUUACUGUGGUUGCAAUUAAAUUGUUUAGACUGUCAAUAUUUUUGUACUUUAGCAAUCAGGGGAAACUGUCAUUUCUAUCACUUCGUUAAAUACUGUUUUUUUUUUUCAAGUGAAAACAGACAUACUGUUAUUUUAUAGCAGAGAUUUUAUAGCAGUAUCCAGGUUAAUUUAUACACAAGUAUUUACAAUUUAUUUUUUAAUCUUUUAAAUGCUAUUAUAGAACAUUUCAAUUACAAAUAUCUAAAGAUGAGCUUGCCUGUCAGUUGUAUUUAAUACCAAGAUGUGUGUCAAAACUUUCUAAAAAAUUGUGACUACAAAAAGUGAAAAUACUGACAUAUAUAAAAUAUGCAUAUAAACACACUGUUGUGAUGGAAAUGACAGUUGGAGAUGAUGAGGUGCAGUGGAAAUGACUUAUGUAUGCCAAAUUAAGGAAAACAUAUAACAAUAUAUAAUAUAUAACAACGACCAAGAUUUGGCUUACAAAUUAAAACAAAAACAAAGUUUAAGCCUUCUGCUUAUUUUGUCUGAUUUGUAUUAAAAUCAUUAAUUCUUUCCAAAUUGCAGUUCUAUUUUCUGUCUGGACAACCUCUAAUUCAUGGUGUCCUCUCUAAUAAACUGUAUAAAAUACUAACAGGCAUGUUUUUCUUAAACUACCAAUGUCUUUGAAGGCUAACUGUCAUAGCACAGCAAUUUAUUGGCAGAAUAUAUUCAUUGUUCAAGGAGAGAGCAAACUUCUUUUUGGACCAACAUAUCAAGGAUUGCAUACGCUAUACGGCCAAAGGUUUGUGGACACCUGACCAUCACACCCAUGUAAGCUUCCCCAAACUGUUUCCACAAAGCUGGUAGGACAAUAAUAUAGGAUGUCUUUAUAUGCGGUAGAAUUAAAAUUUCCUUUCACUGGAACUAAGAGGCCCAAACCUGUUCCAGCAUAACCAUGACCCUGUGCACAAAGCGAGCUCCAUGAAGAUUUGGUUUGCCAAUGUUGGAGUGUCCUGCACAAAGCCCUGACCUCAACCCCACUGAACACCUUUGGGAUGAACUGGAAUGAUGACUGCACCCCAGGCCUCCUCACCUGACAUCACUAAUGCUCUUGUGGCUGAAUGAUCACAAAUCCCUACAGCCAUGCUCCAAAAUCCUUCCCAGAAGACUGGAGGUUAUUAUAACUGCAAAGAGGGGACUAAAUUUGGAUUGGGAUGAUCAACAAGCAGAUAUGGGUGUGAUGGUCCCUUGUCCACAAACCUUUGGCCAUAUAGUGUACCUCUUAAUUACUAGAUGGGGCUCAGACACUGGUCCAAGCACAAUUUCUGGUCUGUACCACAUAACAUCUCUUAAAAGAAUCUCUUUUGACAAACACAAAUUAUGGCUUGAAGCACAGCUAUCCACCGUCUGAUGCUUCUAUUCUUCACUGAAACCCUCAGACGUUGGAGCUUGAACUAAAUUCUUUAUACAGUUUUCACGCAAAAAUGAUUGUUGCUAAUGAAAACUAUAUAUCAUAACAGUAAUAUGUUAACACUAUUACGUAAUGUUAUACAGUAUGUUUAGUGUAACUGUGCCACAUAAUGAAACCAUAAUCAAAUAUACCAUGUCUAAAUAUAAGUAAAAGCCAUUUAUCAUCUUUCAAUAUGACACGCAAUACAGUAUGUAUGAGGUGAAGUUUCAGGGCACAUCACUGAAAUUUGCCUCCCCUUUCAUCAUGUGCUCAAAUGUCUCCCAGCAGUUGGAAUGAAAACACUUUAUUAUUAUUAUUAUUAUUAUUAUUUUUGUUGUUGUUGUUGUUGUGUUUAUCAAGCCUAUAGCACUACACAAUAGGCUACAUGACAUAGAGGCACAUGUUGACAGCAGUAAUUAUUUCUUUUUCAAUGCCCAUAUGAAUAAGUUGUAAACAGUUAUUAAUUUUUAUUAAAUAGUAAACCUUUUAAAAGUGAAAACAUUUUAGAAAAAUUCUAGCUGAUCAGUAGAUACAUACUAGAAAAGUAUUGUAAAACAGACCGUAACUCAUUUUAUAUGAUCUAAUUAUGUUAGGGGUUAUCUUAGAGCUGUAUAAACAUGGCAGGCAAUAUUUUGAAUUAUUAAAAAAAGAACCCAUAAAAGACAUUAAAAUACAUUACCCAUGAAUGCGCAUAACUGUACUGUAGGCUGUGUAUGUUUGUGCAGCCUGUUUGACUGCAGUGUCUCUUUUAGCAGUAGGAUUUACCAGUGUGUGUGUGUGUGUGUGUGUGUGUGAGAGAGAUGGACUCUCAGUGCCUCGUUGACAUUCAGCACCACUCGGGCUUUUCUGCACGAGGCGAGGCUUCACGGCGUCAGACCCUGAUGCAGUGCACGCGGUUCAAACGGGGACACGAGCGAGUGCAGAGCAGAGAAUGAGGAACAAAGUGGACAAAAAACAAAACAAGACAUCGCGUAUUUAUAUUCUAUGUAAUUUCACAGAUUAGAUCUCGUUUGAUUUUACCAAUGAUAAUGCCUAUAGGCCCGCACAUUACCGCAUAUAUCUGUAACCUGACACCAAAGUGUGACGUUCUGCGGCACGCGCGAACAGGACUUUUUCUGAAAUCAGCAGAAAUCUUUUCCAUAACUCACCUGCAUUUUCCCAUAAUUCCCAGUCCUGGGCUCUUCGCAUACAGCUGAGAGCACUACUUUGCAUAAGAUUGGGACAAAAUGAAAAAAGCUAAUAUUUUAAGCAACGUGUUUCUGGCACCUCUUUUUUAACUUUGCAACUGCAAACAGACCAAUUUGCACUGUAGGAUAGGUGUUUUUUUCUCAAUUUUGUAGCCUAGUUCUAAUUAUUUAACUCUUAUUAAAAUUAUGUUUAAAAAGAGUUUGUUAACUGGUUGAACUGGGCACUCGUUGACUGGUAACUUAUUGUACGGGGUCUUUAAUUGUAAAAUCUAAUUGUAAAAUAUGUACUGAUUAAAUUGUUAAUCUGCAUACUGAUAUUUCAGUCAUCUAAUAUUUAGCCAGUUAAUGGCA
Pangasianodon hypophthalmus (striped catfish) is the source of this 11242-nucleotide messenger RNA. RefSeq names its product AT hook, DNA binding motif, containing 1 (gene ahdc1). NCBI's taxonomy places the organism in Eukaryota, Metazoa, Chordata, Actinopteri, Siluriformes, Pangasiidae. The record is from RefSeq and is a predicted model, not a curated record. The transcript is spliced from 6 exons. Bases 1059 to 5306 code for a protein of 1415 amino acids.